CCAAACUCUAAACACCCAUAUAAAAUGCAUGUCAAAUGGACCGAGACUCACACACAAACAUCAUCAUUUCACUUUGGUUCUGUUCUCUUCUUCUUCUUCUUCAUGGAGAGUCCAAAAAACAUGAAGCUUUCUCUUAAGCCUGCUAAAGGAAGUGGAGGAGGAGGAAUGAUCAUGAGUAGUCCCACUUCACAUUACCUGUCCAUCAAGAACCAUUAUUCCCCGCCUCAAGAUCAUGAUCAUCUGAAAGAGAGACAGAAUUAUGACAAAAACAAGUUUCAGGCUUGCUUUAAGCUUUUUGCAAAGAACACUAGACCGCAGGAAUUUACACUCCAUACUCAGGAAAGAGCCUUCAAGCGUGCAGUUUACAAUUACACGAUGGCAACCAAAGUUUAUCUGAUAGAGCAACAGAAGAGGCAAGUAGAGAGGGUGCAGAAGAUGAUUGAGGAGGAAGAGAUAAGGAUGAUGAGAAAAGAGAUGAUUCCUAGAGCUCAACUAAUGCCUAUCUUUGACAGACCCUUCUUUCCUCAGAGGUCAACUAGGCCUUUAACGAUUCCCAAAGAGCCAGGCCUCCAAAGGAAAGCUUCAAGCUGCAUCUCAUGCAGUUAGCCAGCUUAUACAUCUCCUUCAUGAGAAGUAUUGAAAGAAGAAGAAUCCAUCUUUAGAGAUUGAAGUGAAGAGGAUGUCAUGAUUCCUCUCUGUUGUCAUUUCUGCAUUCUGCAAUAAUUCCAUGUUUUGUUUUGGCAAGCUUGAGAUUGAGACUGUGUUCUUAGUUAACAGCUUGACAGUAGAAUGAAGAAAAGGAAAAUCCUAUGUGGCUAGCUAUAGGUAGGGUCUUCUACUUAUUUGUCAUCACUUUGUCUUCCCAAUUAAUAAAUGACUUGGAUUGAAAAAAUAAA
This is a messenger RNA of Impatiens glandulifera, 896 nucleotides long. RefSeq lists its product as uncharacterized. Gene Ontology annotation, biological process: activation of protein kinase activity; mitotic spindle assembly; regulation of mitotic spindle organization. Bases 25 to 606 code for a protein of 193 amino acids. NCBI's taxonomy places the organism in Eukaryota, Viridiplantae, Streptophyta, Magnoliopsida, Ericales, Balsaminaceae. The record is from RefSeq and is a predicted model, not a curated record. Gene Ontology annotation, molecular function: microtubule binding; protein kinase activator activity. Gene Ontology annotation, cellular component: mitotic spindle; nuclear microtubule. The transcript has 7 exons.